Messenger RNA from Chaetomium globosum CBS 148.51, 1908 nucleotides. RefSeq lists its product as uncharacterized. Bases 1 to 1908 code for a protein of 635 amino acids. The transcript has 2 exons. Gene Ontology annotation, biological process: amino acid transmembrane transport. Gene Ontology annotation, molecular function: L-amino acid transmembrane transporter activity. The record is from RefSeq and is a predicted model, not a curated record. Gene Ontology annotation, cellular component: membrane. NCBI's taxonomy places the organism in Eukaryota, Fungi, Ascomycota, Sordariomycetes, Sordariales, Chaetomiaceae.
AUGCCACCCCUCUACUCGAACCUACCGCCCACGGCGCGGGACUCGCUCGAGCUCGCAUCACUAGCCAGCUCAGGCUCGGGCUCCGAACUCGACGACAUCUCCUCGCGGCCGAGCAUAUCCUCAUCGCGGCGGGCCUCGCUCGAGCGCGACGACCCGCUCGACUCGCACAACCCCGCGGCGGCGGCCACCGCACCGCGCAGCCGGCCCGAACACCAUUCGCGCUCCUUCUCCGUCUCGUCCACCUUCGACUUCGCCUCCAACCUCUUCCCGCUCUCCAGCACCACCGGCGCCGCGGGGGGGUACGCGCCGCUGGGCGCAUCGUCGUCGUCGGGGCUUGAGGGGGGCGCGGGGGCGAGGGGCGGUGGUGGGGGUGCCCGUGGGGGCUCGUUGGAGAAGCAUAAGACGUUGACGUAUUUGAAUGGGCUGUCGUUGAUUGUGGGGCUGAUCAUUGGGUCGGGGAUCUUCUCGUCGCCGAGCCAGGUCAAUUCACAUGCGGGUUCGCCCGGCGCGGCGUUGAUUAUAUGGGUGGUGGCGGGGAUUUUGGCCUGGACGGGCGCGGCGAGCUAUGCCGAGUUGGGUGGUGCGAUUCCGCUGAAUGGGGGGUCGCAGGUUUAUCUUUCCAAGAUUUUUGGGGAGCUGGCGGGGUUUUUGUUUACGUGGGUCGCCGUGCUGGUGCUGAAGCCCGGGAGCGCGGCUAUCAUUUCCAUCAUUAUGGGCGAGUACCUGGUGCGGGCGUUCAUUGGUGCCGAGGCGGAGACGGUGAAUAUCUGGGUCGACAAGUCGGUUGCGCUAGUGGGGCUGGCGCUGGUGACGUUUUUGAACUGCGUCUCGACGCGGAUGGGGACGCGGCUGAACGACAUGCUCAUGUUUUUGAAAUUUGUUGCAUUGCUUGGUGUUACGGUGAUCGGGAUCGUGGUGGCCGCCACGGGAUUUUCGUUAUCAGGGCCGGCGAACCGGGACUGGAAGGACCAUCCGUGGUUCGAGGGGACCAAGAUGGAUGCGUCGGCAUGGGCUGUGGCGUUGUACGCCGGGUUGUGGGCGUUUGAUGGGUGGGAUAAUACAAACUACGUAGUCGGCGAAUUCCGCAACCCCAGCCGGGACCUACCCCGGGUCAUCCACACGGCCAUGCCGCUCGUCAUCGCGAGCUACAUCCUCGCCAACGUCGCCUACUUCCUCGUCCUCCCGCUCGACGCCAUCAACUCAACCAACACGGUCGCCGUCAUGUUCGGCGCCAAGGUCUUUGGCCCUGUGGGAUCCCUCAUCCUUGCGCUAAUCGUCAGCGCGUCCUGCUUCGGCGCCCUCAACGCCUCGACUUUCACCAGCAGCCGCCUCGUCUACGUAGCCGGCAAGGAGGGCUACAUCCCCUCACUCUUCGGACGCCUCGGCACCGGCACCGGCGUGCCCCCCACCCCAGAACUAUCCAGCCUGCGCACGCGCUCCUGGCUCAAGAAGAAGCUGGCCUCGCUCGUCGGCGACGAGGACACGGGCCUGUUCUUCACACCCAUCCCCGCUCUCAUCCUCAACGCGCUGCUCACCACAGGUUACAUCCUAGUCGGCGAGUUCGGCACGCUCAUCACCUUCUACGGCGUGGCGGGCUACACGUUUUACUUCCUCACCGUCCUGGGCCUCAUCGUGCUGCGGGUGCGCGAGCCCAACCUGGAGCGGCCCUACCGUACGUGGAUCACCACGCCCAUCAUCUUCUGCUGCGUCAGCCUGUUCCUGCUGAGCAGGGCCGUGUUUGCCCAGCCGCUGCAGACGCUGAUUGUGGUCGGGUUCGUGGUGGCCGGCGUGCCGGUGUAUUACUGGCGGGUGCGCGGGCGGAGGGGGCCGAUUGUGAAGAGGGAGGUUGGCGGUGCUGGUGCUGGGAGGGAGAGGAGGCCGUGGUGGAAGUUUUGGAAGAGGAAGUAA